Molecule: messenger RNA, 2037 nt
Organism: Tinamus guttatus (white-throated tinamou)
Lineage: Eukaryota; Metazoa; Chordata; Aves; Tinamiformes; Tinamidae
Source: RefSeq, a predicted model, not a curated record
GUUCUGCUGUAAGAAGCAAAGGAAAACAUCAGAGUGGCUGUGUGAAGUUGCAGGUGUCUCUGAACUGAGAGUGAAAAAGAAAAGUUACUGGGAAAGCUAAUAAGAUGUCAUCUCUACCAAGGAGGGUGAAAUCUGAAGCCAAACCACUUAUAUCAGAAGAUGAUGAAUUAUCUUCAUUUCUUAAUUCGAGCUCUGAAUCAGAGGAGGAAGAGGAAGAAUGGGAGCCAAAAAGCAAAAUUGCCAAGAAGCCUCGGUUGCCAAAGAAACAUGAGCCAAAACCUAAGAAAGCUGCUGUUCCAAAGUCAACUGUGGCCAGGAAUAAGGUCAAGAAGAUGGCAAUAAAAGAGGAAUUGGAUGUAUCCUUGCCUAUUGCUCCUCCAGAAGUUAGUGGAGGUGGAGCGCAACUUUCGAAGCUUAAGGAAGAAGAUGUAGGCACUAAUCUCAAAACUUUAAAUAAAAAAUCAGAAGCGCCUAAAACACAAUUAAAAUCAUUCCAAGGGAAGAAUUUAAACAACCUAGAGAGUGAUGAAAAACCCUCAACAAGUGUUCCUGUGGUGGAAAAGCAAGUGAAACAUGAACAACUUGAGGAAGAUUUUACAUUUGAUGAACCACCUUCUAAAAAGAUAAAGUCAGCUGCAUGUCCCGAAGGAAAGCCAGUGAAACAUGCAGGAGGCAACAGAGUAAAAGAAGAAUUUGAAAUGAACUGGGACAUUGUACAGGCCUUGUCAGAAAGGACAAGCGCUGAACCGUGGGUGUGUGCAAACUUAAUUCGCCUCUUUCAAGAAGAAAACACGAUUCCUUUUAUCGCUCGUUAUCGAAAAGAGCUUAUCAAUAACCUGGAGGCUGAUGCCUUGAGAGAAAUACAGCAGACACUGGAAGAGCUACGUACUGUUGCAAAGAAGACACAUGGAGUGAUGCAAAAGCUAAAGAAAGAAGGAAAACUAUCAGGAGGACUGUCAACAGCAUUACUAAACUGCAGGACUUUGGAAGAAUUAGACCACGUGUCUGCACCUUAUAAAACUGGAAGUAAAGGCACGAAAGCCCAGAGAGCAAAGCAGCUGGGAUUAGAACCUGCUGCUCUCUCUCUCCUGCAGAAUCCUGUGGAACUCAAUCUCUUUUCUUACAUUAAGCCCAAUAUCAAAGGACUUUCAACCAUCCAGGAAGUAGAAGCUGGAGUACAACAUAUUUUAGCUGACAUGUUUGCAAAGGAUAAAGAUACACUGGAUUUCAUCAGGAAAUUAUGUCAGAAAAGAUACAUCUGUAUCCAGUCAGCCUUGGCAAAGGCAUCCUCCAAAAAUAUAAAUGAGAAAGAUAUCGAUAAAUUCCAACUAUACCAUGAGUUUUCUUGUAGUAUAAAGAGCAUUCAGCAUCAUCAGAUUCUGGCCAUUAACCGAGGGGAAAAUCUGAAGAUCCUGACAGUGAAGGUCAACAUUCCUGACGGGGUGAAGAAUGAAUUCCAUUGGUGGUGUGUCAAUGAAAGAUGGAGACCAAAACAAUUUGCAAAACCAGAGUUAAUGAGGAUACUACAGAAUUCAGUAGAGGAUGCAUAUAAGCGCCUUAUAUAUCCUCUCCUCUGUAGAGAAUUCAGAUCAAAGUUAACAUCUGAUGCAGAGAAAGAGUCUGUGAUGAUGUUUGGAAGAAAUCUUCGGCAGUUGCUUCUGACCAGCCCUGUCAGGGGUCGUACUUUGAUGGGAGUAGAUCCUGGCUACAAACAUGGCUGCAAGUUGGCUAUUAUUUCACCAACCAGUCAGAUACUCCAUACUGAUGUCGUUUACUUGCAUUCUGGUCAAGGAUUUCGGGAAGCUGAGAAGAUAAAGAGGCAUCUUUUACAGUACAACUGUAGCACUGUUGUGAUUGGCAAUGGCACAGCCUGCAGAGAAACAGAAGCUUACUUUGCUGACUUAAUUAUGAAGAAAUAUUUUGCACCGCUGGAUGUCGUUUACUGCAUUGUCAGUGAAGCAGGCGCAUCUAUCUACAGUGUUAGUCCAGAAGCAUCGAAGGAAAUGCCAGACCUAGAUCCUAAUCUAAGAAGUGCAG